UAUCAACAAAUCUGGGGUCUCAUUUAUGGUUUGUUUGGAUUCACUUCGUGCCUUCCAUUACGGACAUCUUUGUUUACCCUGUGGAUUUUUCGACGCUAGCACGCCACUGAGGCCUAUAACAAAGCAUCAGAGUUUACCUCCCAACAGCAAAACAAAGAGAAUGAGCUUUCUCACUCUCUGCUUCUUCUCUCUCUUUCUCUCAGUUUUCCCUCUUCUCACUUCUUCUUAUUUACUAUUUCAGGGGUUCAAUUGGGAGUCAUGUAACAAGGCAGGAGGAUGGUACAACUCGCUAAAAAACUCAGUUCCUGAUUUGGCUAAUGCCGGAAUUACUCAUGUCUGGCGUCCUCCAUCCUCUCAGUCCGUUGCACCACAAGGAUAUAUGCCAGGCAGGCUUUAUGAUCUGAGCGCAUCAAGAUAUGGAUCACAGGAUGAAUUGAAAUCACUAAUUGGGGAUUUCAACCAGAAGGGAAUUAAAUGCCUAGCAGACAUUGUCAUAAACCAUAGAACUGCUGAGAAGCAAGAUGAGAGAGGAAUAUGGUCCGUUUUUGAAGGUGGAACUUCUGAUGAUCGCCUUGACUGGGGGCCAUCCUUCAUUUGUGCCGAUGACACUACCUAUUCUGAUGGCAAAGGAAAUCCUGAUUCAGGAGAUGACUUCGAGCCUGCCCCUGAUAUUGACCACCUCAAUCCAAGAGUUCAGAGAGAAUUAUCAGAUUGGAUGAAUUGGUUAAAGUCUGAAAUAGGAUUUGAUGGAUGGCGAUUCGACUUUGUCAAGGGUUAUGCUCCCAGUAUUACCAAAAUUUACAUGGAAAAUACUUCACCAGAUUUUGCUGUUGGUGAAAAAUGGGACUCUCUUGCUGAUGGUCAGGAUGGAAAGCUUGACUAUAACCAGGAUGCGCACCGCGGCAGUAUAAGAGAUUGGAUUCAAGCAGCUGGUGGUGCUGUCACAGCAUUUGAUUUCACAUCUAAAGGGAUACUUCAAGCUGCUGUGCAGGGAGAGUUAUGGAGGUUGAAGGACUCAAAUGGAAAGCCACCAGGAUUGAUAGGCCUCUUGCCACAAAAUGCGGUGACUUUCAUUGACAAUCAUGACACCGGGUCUACUCAACAGAUUUGGCCAUUUCCAUCCGAUAAAGUCAUACAGGGAUAUGCCUACAUUCUUACCCAUCCAGGGACGGGGUCCAUCUUUUAUGAUCACUUCUUUGACUGGGGCCUAAAGGAAGAAAUUGGGAAAUUGGCAACAAUCAGGAAAAAUUACGGGAUUGGCUCUACCAGCACUGUGAAUAUUUUAGCCUCUGAUGCUGAUCUUUAUGUGGCAGCAAUUAAUGAUAAUAUAAUCAUGAAAAUUGGACCCAAAACCGAUCUCGGAAACCUUAUCCCCUUAAACUUCCAGGUUGCUACAUCUGGAACAGACUUUAUCAACCAAAGGCAAAAGGGUAAUUCUGAAACAGGGUUUGCAAGUCCAAAAUUAUACAUAAAAAGACCAAAAACUAGUGAAGAAUUAAGGAAAUAUACAUGCAUGGUGUGGAUGUUCUUCAGUAGACCCUCACAAUGUCAAAGCCAGGCACUUGAUGAAGGAAACCCAACUGUAGACCCUCACAAUGUCAAAGCCAGGCAACCCAUUGGCAACCUUCUCACAGUGCAUAUUAAAACCUUCCGUACCAACGGCCAAAUCUCGCGCCAAAAAAGUGCGAUCCUAGGAAAAAGCAUGAACUUGGUCCCUCAUACAUGGCUAUCCUCUCCAAAGCCCAGUCUCUUUUUCUUUCACUCUUUACUCAAAUCUCACAUUGAAACACACAGCCCAAAAUCAGCAUUACUUCUGUUUCGUCACUUGUUACAAUCCAAUCUGAAACCAAAUGAUCUUACGUUUUCAUUACUUCUUAAAUCCUUCACUUCAUUUCCACUAAAUGAAAAACUAGAAGCCAAUCAGAUUCAUACCCACUUGCUAAAAUCUGGGUUUGACCAGUUUGUCUAUAUAAGCACUGCUCUUCUUGAUUUUUACAUGAAACUGGGAUGUGUACAUUCUGCACGCAACCUGUUUGGUCAUAUGCCUGAAAGAGAUGUUGUUUCUUGGAAUGCGUUGAUUUGUGGGUGCUCGCGAAAUGGGUACGAUGUUGAUGCUUUGGAGAGUUUUGUUCAAAUGCUUCGAGAGGGUUUUUCUCCUCUUCAAACUACUUUGGUUGUUUUGGUUCCGUAUUGUGGAUGGCAUGAGUUUGUGUUUCAAGGGAGAUCUAUUCAUGGGUUUGGUAUCAAGGCUGGUAUUGAUCUGGAUUCUCAAGUGAAAAACGCACUUACGUAUAUGUAUGCUAAAUCCGGGGACUUGGAAGCGGCUGAGCUUUUGUUUGAAGAAUUAGUGGACAAAAGUGUUGUUUCUUGGAAUACCAUGAUUGGUGCUUAUGCCGGAAAUGGUUUCUUUAAUGAGUCAAUGCUUGUGUUUAAACGAAUGGUAGAGGAAAAAGUGGAGGUCAACCCAGUUACUAUUAUGAGCCUUUUACCAGCAAAUAUUAGUCCUGAACUGAUCCAUUGUUAUGCUAUCAAAAUUGGACUUAUCAAUAAUGGCUCAGUACUUACUUCACUAGUUUGUUUAUACGCAAAGUGUGGGAGUACUGAAUUAGCAGAACUGCUUUACUGGUCUUUUCCACAGAAAAACUUGGUUUCAUUAACUGCAAUUAUUUCGAGCUAUGCUGGAAAAGGAAACAUGGAUUUGGUGGUGGAGUGUUUUUCUAGAAUGCAGCUGUUGGAUAUGAAACUGGAUUCAGUUGCUAUGGUUAGCAUCCUUCAUGGAAUCACAGACCCUUCUCAUAUGAGUAUCGGAAUUGCUUUCCAUGGCUAUGCAUUAAAGAAUGGUUUGGAUACCCAUAAUUUGGUUUCUAACGGGCUAAUAAGUAUGUACUUCAAGUUCAAUGACAUAGAAGCUGCCUUCUCUUUGUUUUAUGAAAUGCCUGAAAAACCAUUAAUCAGUUGGAAUUCGGUUAUAUCUGGCUGUGUGCAGGCUGGAAGGGCGAGUGAUGCCAUGAAGUUUUUCUGUCAAAUGAAGAUGUUUGGACCGAGUCCUGAUACUAUUACUGUUGCUAGUUUACUGACUGGUUGUUCCCAACUCGGAUACUUACGGUUAGGGGAGAGACUUCACAACUACAUUCUUAGAAACAACCUAGAAGUGGAAGACUUUGUUGGGACGUCUCUUAUAGACAUGUAUACCAAGUGUGGAAGCAUUCUGCUCGCAGAAAGGGUGUUCAAAAGCAUCAGAGAACCGUGUGUAGCUACUUGGAACACUAUGAUUUCAGGCUAUAGUUGGUAUGGCCUGGAACAUAAUGCUCUAAAUUGUUACUCUAAAAUGCGAGAACAAGGGCUAGAGCCUGAUAGAAUAACCUUCUUGGGAGUUUUAGCUGCUUGUGUCCACGGUGGUCUUCUACAUGAAGGGAAAAAGCACUUCCAGAUCAUGAAAGAAGAAUUUGGUAUGGUACCAAAUUUGCAACACUGUGCUUGCAUGGUUGGUCUCCUAGGCCGUGCAGGUUUAUUCGAGGAAGCAUUAUUAUUCAUCAAGAACAUGGAAUCCGAGCCUGAUUCUGCAGUUUGGGGUGCUUUGCUUAAUGCUUGUUGCAUCCAUCAAGAGAUCAAACUUGGAGAAUGUUUGGCCAAGAAGUUAUAUUUAUUGGAUUACAAAAAUUGUGGGCUCUAUGUAUUGAUGUCAAAUCUUUAUGCAGCCACAAAUAGGUGGAAUGAUGCUGCAAAGAUGAGGGAAAUAAUGAAAGAUAUUGGUGGGGAUGGCACUUCAGGACUCAGUCAAAUUGAAGUAACUUCAUCACGAGAAAUGGAUCCAGACUUGUACCAAGAAUUCCGUCAAUUCUAAUUUCUGCAAAAAUUCAGCUGGGUCUUUUUUUUUUUAUGGGUGGGUGUUAAGCGCAGCUGUCUGCUGUGGGCUGAGUAGAAGACCCAUGACCCAUAAUUGGUCAGUACAGGAUCCAGAUCUAAAAAGACUUGAAUAUGUCCACGCAAAUCUGACAUGUGGCAUCUACGAAAUUUCAAUUUAUUUUAUGUUUUUUAA
Messenger RNA from Populus euphratica (Euphrates poplar), 4039 nucleotides. RefSeq names its product Tetratricopeptide repeat (TPR)-like superfamily protein. Gene Ontology annotation, molecular function: protein binding; RNA binding; calcium ion binding. The transcript is spliced from 9 exons. The coding region runs from base 26 to 3844 and encodes 1272 amino acids. NCBI's taxonomy places the organism in Eukaryota, Viridiplantae, Streptophyta, Magnoliopsida, Malpighiales, Salicaceae. Gene Ontology annotation, biological process: carbohydrate metabolic process; RNA modification. The record is from RefSeq and is a predicted model, not a curated record.